GAGCGCUUCCCUAAACCCCGGCUGUUAGUGCUGUGUGAGUGAGUGUGUGCCCCGGAGCUCUCCUCGGCACACAUCUUAUAUAAAAAAUUAAAAAACAAAAAAAAUUUACAAAACCAACAAAAACAACAAAAAAUUGUUUCCUUUUGUAACAAAAAAUUAAAAAAUAACUGGUGAAGCGGGACUAGCAACGAGUGAACCGAAGAAUAGAACGAAGGAAAGGACGAAAUAAUUCGACGCGUGAAGCCGGCUAGCUAGCUAGCUAACGUUACUGCUGAAGCGAAAGGCCUUUUGAAUUUUAAACUCGACUUGUUUAAAUUUUUAUCUCGCUUGCUGGUACAGACCGACGUAACGUUUUGAUAUUUCGCUGAGCUGAACACUCUUGGUUUAUUUUUUACCUCAACGGCGGGCCGACAACCGUUAUUUUUGACCGAUUUACCCGAAAAAAUCGUGUUACCUGCGUAUUGUGUAACAUUGGCUAGCCGGGUCCAGUUUGCCACCGACGGCCGUCUCGAAUUUUCAAAUUACAAGUUUGACGUGUCGGUUUUUUUUUAAAGAAAACUAUUAAGAUUUUAUUUUUUACCCCUGUCGAGAUCAAUAAAUAAAAAGACAAGAAGAUGAAUCCCAGCGGACCCAGUUACCCAAUGGCCUCCUUGUAUGUCGGCGACCUGCACCAGGAUGUGACCGAAGCCAUGCUUUACGAGAAAUUCAGCCCGGCCGGCCCGAUCCUAUCCAUUCGAGUGUGUCGUGACAUGAUAACUCGCCGGUCUCUCGGAUAUGCCUAUGUCAACUUCCAGCAGCCCGCCGACGCUGAACGUGCUCUGGACACCAUGAAUUUUGACGUGAUUAAGGGCAGACCCGUCCGCAUCAUGUGGUCUCAGCGUGACCCGUCCCUAAGGAAGAGCGGCGUCGGCAACAUCUUCAUCAAGAACCUGGACAAAUCUAUUGACAAUAAGGCCCUCUAUGAUACAUUUUCUGCUUUCGGAAAUAUCUUGUCCUGUAAGGUGGUUUGUGAUGAGAACGGCUCAAAGGGCUACGGUUUUGUGCACUUUGAGACCCAGGAGGCGGCUGAAAGGGCCAUUGAGAAAAUGAAUGGCAUGUUGCUCAAUGAUAGGAAGGUGUUUGUCGGCCGCUUCAAGUCUCGCAAAGAACGUGAAGCAGAGCUUGGGGCGAGGGCUAAGGAGUUCACUAACGUGUACAUCAAAAACUUUGGGGAGGACAUGGAUGAUGAGAAGCUGCGGGAGAUAUUUGGAAAAUUUGGACCUGCUCUAAGUAUCAGAGUCAUGAUUGAUGAAAGUGGGAAAUCCAAGGGCUUCGGCUUUGUCAGCUAUGAACGGCAUGAAGAUGCCCAGAAGGCUGUUGAUGAGAUGAACGGGAAGGAACUGAAUGGCAAACAAGUUUAUGUGGGACGUGCCCAGAAAAAAUCUGAGCGCCAGACAGAACUGAAGCGCAAGUUUGAGCAGAUGAAGCAGGACAGGAUGACUCGAUACCAGGGUGUCAACUUGUAUGUGAAAAAUCUUGAUGAUGGGCUUGACGAUGAACGUCUGCGAAAGGAGUUUUCCCCCUUUGGGACCAUCACCAGCGCUAAGGUCAUGAUGGAAGGAGGUCGCAGCAAGGGCUUUGGGUUUGUGUGCUUCUCCUCACCUGAAGAGGCCACCAAAGCUGUAACUGAGAUGAAUGGCCGUAUAGUUGCUACUAAACCACUGUAUGUGGCUCUGGCUCAGAGGAAGGAGGAACGUCAAGCCCAUCUCACUAACCAGUACAUGCAGAGACUGGCCAGUGUCAGGGCUGUGCCCAACCCCGUCAUCAACCCUUACCAGCCCCCACAACCUUCUGGUUACUUCAUGACUGCCAUUCCACAGACCCAGAACAGAGCUGCUUACUACCCCACUGGCCAGAUUGCACAACUGAGGCCAAGCCCUCGCUGGGCCACCCAAAACGUCAGGCCCCAGCAUUUCCAGAACAUGUCCAACGCCAUGCGGCCUUCGGCUCCCAGGCCACAGUCCUUCGGUAUGAGGCCGACAUCCUCCCAGGUGCCGCGUAUGAUGGCUUCUCAGCGUGUCGCUGCCCAAACGAUGGGACCCCGCCCGUCCAGCACUGCGGCCGCAGCUGCAGCAGCUCCUGUGCGCGGUGUGCCGCAGUACAAAUAUGCUGCAGGCGUGCGCAACCCUCAACAGCACCUGAACACUCAGCCCCAGGUAGCCAUGCAGCAGUCUGCUGUCCACGUCCAAGGCCAGGAGCCCCUGACUGCCUCUAUGCUAGCUUCUGCUCCCCCCCAGGAACAGAAACAAAUGCUGGGAGAGCGUCUCUUCCCACUUAUCCAGAGCAUGCACCCCUCCUUGGCGGGCAAGAUCACUGGCAUGCUGCUGGAGAUAGACAACUCAGAGCUACUCCACAUGCUCGAGUCCCCAGAGUCUCUACGUUCCAAGGUGGAUGAGGCGGUGGCUGUGCUACAGGCUCACCAGGCCAAGGAGGCUGCUCAGAAAUCGGUGACCAGUUCAGCCAGUGUGCCAAGCGUCUAGGCAGAGGUUUUGCUGCCCCUUCGCUUCACCAAGAAAAAAAUUUUGGGGAAAAAAUAAAACAUCGCAAAAAGAAAAUGACUUAAAAAAAAAAAAAAAACAUGAUUUUUUUGCCAGGUCUAGUAAAGUUAAGGUAGGCCUAGUUAAUUGUAAAAUAAAAAAAAAAGAGAAAAAUAAGAAAACGAAGAAAAAUUACAUUGGUGUGACCCAUGUCACUGGACCACAAUCAUUCCUUUUUAUUAGUUUUAUUGUGUGGAUGCUUAAAAUUUUGGCACUUUUCAGUGGUGGGGAAAAUCAUAGUUGACCAUUGGAGUAAUCUGGAUUGAAAAUUGCUUGCUUUAAUAAAAGUUAAACAUUG
Messenger RNA from Brienomyrus brachyistius, 2874 nucleotides. RefSeq names its product polyadenylate-binding protein 1-like. Gene Ontology annotation, cellular component: ribonucleoprotein complex; nucleus; cytosol. The transcript is spliced from 15 exons. Bases 615 to 2519 code for a protein of 634 amino acids. The record is from RefSeq and is a predicted model, not a curated record. Gene Ontology annotation, molecular function: mRNA 3'-UTR binding; poly(A) binding; poly(U) RNA binding. Lineage: Eukaryota; Metazoa; Chordata; Actinopteri; Osteoglossiformes; Mormyridae.